Messenger RNA from Lotus japonicus, 588 nucleotides. RefSeq lists its product as uncharacterized. Lineage: Eukaryota; Viridiplantae; Streptophyta; Magnoliopsida; Fabales; Fabaceae. The coding region runs from base 46 to 294 and encodes 82 amino acids. The transcript has 2 exons. The record is from RefSeq and is a predicted model, not a curated record.
CAUAUUUCUUGUUGUGGGGUUUGGAGAUAGAAGCAAAACGAAACGAUGGGAGCUGAAACUGAAACUGAUACGCAGGAAAAGAACGCCCAAGAGAGGCCAAGACCUUCUUCUCCCACUCCUCUAACACCGGACCAGUUCCUCUCAUGGAAGCGCCAGAAGGAUGCUGCUGAAGCAGCCACAAAAGCUGAAGCAUCCAGGAAACGUGCAGAGGAUAUAGCCGCAGGAACAGUCCCAAUGAAUGGCCGGGAGCUGUUUUUACAUGAGCCGUGGGUGUUUGAUAACUCACAAUAUUGAGGUUUCUUUUCAUUGGCUCAACAAGCUGUUUAUGGUCAUUCUUUGAAGCUUUAUUGUUAAUGAAGUAUUUUCUUUAGUUCUUGUACAUGAGUGGGGUUGAUCAUAUUUGUGAUGUUGCAACUUUUUUUUGUCAAAUAUGUAGCAAUGUUUCGGAAAUAUGAAGUUUAUGCUUUUGGCAAAGGAAACACUGAAAAAUAGUUGUUUCUUUGUAUGGCCAUCGUGACUCUAUAAUCGAUUUCAUGUUAUGUUGGAUCAGGUUCUCUUUAGAAUCAAUUGCAAUGCUUUUUUGACAAA